CACUCAGCAGGGGGAGCCGCCAUGGCACGGCAGCAUGCCCGGACCCUGUGGUAUGACAGACCCAAGUAUGUGUUCAUGGAGUUUUGUGUGGAGGACAGUACUGAUGUCCAUGUGCUCAUUGAGGAUCACCGAAUCGUGUUCAGCUGUAAGAAUGCUGAUGGAGUAGAGCUUUACAAUGAGAUCGAGUUCUAUGCCAAGGUGAACUCCAAGGACUCCCAGGAUAAGCGCUCCUGCCGCUCCAUUACUUGCUUUGUGAGGAAAUGGAAGGAGAAGGUGGCCUGGCCCCGGCUCACAAAGGAGGAUAUCAAGCCAGUGUGGCUAUCUGUGGACUUUGAUAACUGGAGAGACUGGGAAGGGGAUGAAGAGAUGGAGCUGGCUCAUGUGGAGCAUUAUGCAGAGCUUUUGAAGAAGGUCAGCACCAAGAAACCACCCCCUGCCAUGGAUGACCUGGAUGAUGAUUCUGACAGUGCUGAUGCAACAAGCACUUGACUGCAUCAGAUGGAAGGAUGGGGGAGGAGUAGACUGGUGGGACUUCUGACUUCCUGCUGAUUGGUUCAUAAUCUCUGUGUUUGGGCUGCUUGA
Otolemur garnettii (small-eared galago) is the source of this 582-nucleotide messenger RNA. RefSeq names its product prostaglandin E synthase 3 like (gene PTGES3L). The record is from RefSeq and is a predicted model, not a curated record. Bases 22 to 489 code for a protein of 155 amino acids. NCBI's taxonomy places the organism in Eukaryota, Metazoa, Chordata, Mammalia, Primates, Galagidae. Gene Ontology annotation, biological process: protein folding; chaperone-mediated protein complex assembly. The transcript has 8 exons. Gene Ontology annotation, cellular component: cytosol; nucleus. Gene Ontology annotation, molecular function: Hsp90 protein binding; protein-folding chaperone binding.